Haliotis rufescens (red abalone) is the source of this 4766-nucleotide messenger RNA. Its product is annotated as MAM and LDL-receptor class A domain-containing protein 1-like. The transcript is spliced from 20 exons. Gene Ontology annotation, molecular function: metalloendopeptidase activity; zinc ion binding. Bases 896 to 3151 code for a protein of 751 amino acids. Gene Ontology annotation, cellular component: membrane. The record is from RefSeq and is a predicted model, not a curated record. Gene Ontology annotation, biological process: proteolysis. Lineage: Eukaryota; Metazoa; Mollusca; Gastropoda; Lepetellida; Haliotidae.
CAAGUACACUCAAUCUGCCGGCUCUAACUAGGAGAGAGUACAGGAAACAUGUCUCACAGUGAAGACUCGUGGAAGCCAGUCCCGAACACCUGUCUACUUCUCACAGAUCUUUGAACUGGCGCCAGACCCAUGCACGUAAUUCUCUUCCAUAGCAUCCCGGAGAAGCGCGUGUUUAUUGUGUACACAUAAAGUAUGCCACAGCACACAACGACGACGGACUAUCACGCUGCUUAGCCGUUACUGUAGCCGUCGCAGUUACUAAGGGCAUCGGACGUCCGUGACCCUUCGCUGCACAGAGAUGGCUCGAAUCGUUAAUCGUUGCAGGCAACUCAAACUUCUACAGACGGGAGAGUAAGGACUGAGAUUUGAGGAUUUGAUCGGAGAUAAAGCACAGUGGUUGAUUGAUUAUCGUUUAAUCUGGUGAUUAUGGAGGCUGCCCUCUUUCGGGUCGUGCUACACACCUGAAUGUGAAAAUAUUAUCCCCUAGAUUAAAUACCUGCUGUCAAUAGGGUACGAUUGUGUUACUGAUUGGAGAGCCAACGUGACCAGUUUGGUUUUUAUGACUUCCAGGAACCAGUCGCAGACUCGAGGAUGAAGACACAUCUGACUACAAUAUUAGCACUCAUAGCAACUUUGGAAUAUGUUCAAACAUUCCCGAUGAAGAAUGGGAGAGAAAUAUAUCCAGAAGAAAAUGCAGGCAUUGACUCUGUGAUACUGGCUGAGGGAGACAUUGUCCUCGACUUGCCGAAUGACAUGAUCGGAAUGGUCCGGAAAAGAAGACAACCUAAGGUGCUAUUCUAGGCGCAACGCAGUCCGGGAUCUGUAUGGAACAUGGCUGAACAGGACCGUUCCGUAUGAAAUACAGAGUUCCUAUGAUGAAAAUCAACGCCGUGAAAUGCGAAUGGCUAUGGAGGAGUUCGAGCAAAAAACGUGCGUCCGGUUCCGCCCCCGGACAAUCGAGCCUGAUUACAUUCGAAUUCUGCCCGAUGGAGGCUGUUCCAGCUCCGUGGGUCGGAAGGGAGGGAAACAGAAAGUGUCCAUCGACUCCAACUGUGACAACAAGGGCACCAUCAUGCACGAGCUGAUGCACUCCCUUGGCUUCUGGCACGAACAUAGUCGACCUGACAGGGAUCACUACAUCACCAUCAUGUGGGACAACAUAGCUAAAGAACACGAGGACAACUUCAAGUCCUACUCCUCCGACGACAUCGACACCCUCGGAGCCCCCUACGACUACGGCUCCAUCAUGCACUACCGCAACAACACCUUCGCCUUGGAUAGGUCCAAGCCAACCAUUCUGUCCAAGUUCCCGCUCCCCAGGGGCGUGGUCAUGGGGCAGAGAGAGCACCUGUCUGCCAUCGACAUCUUCAAGAUUAACAGACUGUACAGAUGUAAUAUAACCCACUGCCCCGACGCCGGCAUCCCAAAGAAUGGCGUCCGUGUGGGCGACGACUUCAAGGUGUCGAAGACGGUGAAGUACAAGUGUCAAAGUGGCUAUACUCUGGUGGGAAGUAACGCGCGGUACUGCAUGGACCUCGGGGACUGGACCGGCAACUUCCCUGUCUGUCUGCCUUCGUACAAAGGGGGUUACCUGCACUACUGCAACCUGGACCAGGGCACCCUGUGUGGCUGGAAGCAGGACUACACAGACGAGCAGAACUGGACCCUCCACAACCGCAGCACGCCGUCAGACUCAACUGGACCCAAGGCUGACCAUACCAUGGGGACGUCAGAAGGUUACUACAUCUACCUAGAGAGCUCCACACCCUGCAAGGAGGGUGACCGGGCAAGGCUUAUCUCCCCUACUUUCAGUUUCCUGGGAACCAAGGCAUGUCUUGCGUUCCACUACAACAUGUACGGCAAGACGAUGGGGACGCUGAACGUCUACCAGCGGGUCGGGGGCAAGAACGUCCCUAAGUUCUCCCUGUCCGACAACCAUGGCACCAGCUGGCAUAUGGCGGUCUUCGUCCUCGACGACUCAAGCAGCUUCCAGCUGGUAUUCGAGGCGGUGGCCGGGAGCAGCUUCAAGAGCGACAUGGCCGUCGACGACAUCGUUGUUGGAUCCUGCGACAGCCUGUCAACACUUGUCAACGCUGCUACACCGGAGACGAUGUCGUGCGACUUCAACAGCGACACUUGUGGCUGGAUACAGUCUAAGGACGACGUCUUUGACUGGACAUUGGAGAAGGAUUCCACCUCUACUUUCAACACCGGACCCGACUGUGACCCCACCGACUGCGCCAACGGCACAUAUCUGUACACGGAAGCAUCGAGCCCAAGGAAGUCGGGCGACACAGCCAGAAUAGCCACUCCUGUCUUAAAGCAGGGAGGUGGACCAAGAUGUCUCUCGUUCUCAUACCAUAUGUUCGGGAGCUCCAUGGGAACUCUGCGAGUAUAUAAUGUAGAGCUGGGAGCAGAACCUCAGCUGCUGUGGCAGAGGUCUGGUGACCAUGGAAACCUGUGGCAUCGAGAACAGAUCGACCUUGUCCCCAAAUCGCCUUUUCAGAUUGUGUUUGAGGGCGUCCGUGGGGCCAGCUGGAGGAGCGACAUGGCUAUAGACAACGUGGACAUCACCAACGGCGAAUGUGCAGACAUGGUACAGUUCAACUGCAAGUUUGACACGGACUGGUGCGGAUGGACAAACGCUCAAUCCCCCCUGGACACAUUUGAUUGGGAAAGAUCUAAUCAUUCAACAUGGACGCCAGGCACAGGACCAACUGCUGACCACACGACCAGCACAGGCUUCUUCGUCUACAUUGAAACGUCAGGGCCCGUGGCCCCUGGCUCCGUCGCCCGUCUGGUGUCCCCCCGCAUGACAGACGAGUCCUCGGGCUUCUGUCUGGAGUUCUGGUACCACAUGUAUGGGAGGGACGUCCGCACCCUCAGCGUCCUCCACUACUCGCUGGAGGGGGGUGGCAUUGUCUCGCUCUGGUCCCUCACAGGCGACAAGGGCAACUGGUGGAGACGUCAUCGCCAAACUGUCACAAGCACCGAGCAGGACUUUCAGAUCGUAUUUGAAGCAGUGGCCGGCGGCUCCCUCGGAGACAUUGCCAUCGACGACGUGUCCAUCACACCUGGCGCAUGCUACAGCUUCGACGCCCAGGUGCUGUCAAGAAGGCAUUUUCCGUUUUUGCAACGCUCUGGGCGCUGAUUGGUUAGAAGGAUCAUUUGAGCUAAUCUAUUGGCUAGAUUCACUCUUGGAGUGGAGAACGAAUGUGAUAUAGUGAAUUAUAAAGACUUGUGUGAUCUUCAAGAAGGACCACAGACGGACAACGUAUUUUGUGUAUAUAUUUUGGAAAGGAAACGCGGGACUGCAGCCAUAUUGGAACUAUAUUUUUGAGAGGCAGCAGCGGAGGGAUGCGUUUGUAAAUAUGGUUGUUUGACAUUCUGUUUCCCAUACUUAAGGGUACUUUGUUGUCUGUUUGCUUAACACGAGUAUUAUACAUUUCAAUGCUGAGUGGUGUAUCAUGUAAUAGUCUGAAGCUCUGUAAUGUUAAGUGCGCGAUGUGUAAUGCGAUUAUGAUGAUGUUUUGCUUUAUUGCCUCACCUAAACAAGAUUUUAUUUAACUUCAACAAACCUGGUACCUGUGCCAAAACCUACAAGUAACUUCAAAAAAUAUAUUUCGUCAUUUACUUUCUGUUUUUGAUCUGAAUAAAACCAAAUCAUCACAGUGAUUACAGAGAUAUAUAAAACAACAAAAAGCCGGGAACAAAUAAGUAGAAACAGUGCUUAGCUCUAAAUAUAGAAGCUCGAUGGCAGGAGUUCGAUCUUCAUGUAAAGUGACAUCAUUUCGGAUGAGUAAAAAAACAAAUCAAAUUGUCCAUUUCGUCCAGUGUUUCCGUGGAAACUUUUUAUCCGCAUUUGCGAAUAAGCGAGGCUCCAGGAUAUAUUUUAGCCAACUCAGUGAUAUGCAACUGAUUCGAUGUUCUUCGUGUUGUACAUUUAUUGUUUGUUAUAUUAGAUUUGUGUAUUUAUGUUUAUUUAAAGCUUCCAUUUGAAAUCAUUAUUCACACAUAACAGUGUUCAGUAGCAAAGUGAUUUAUUCUCUAUAAAACGUACAUCAACUAUGAAUUUACCAUAUACUUGAAUCUAGGCGGUGGUAUAGCUCGCUUGGAUGUAUUCUACGUGUAACUGUAUCUAAAGUAAGCAUGCAUGACUUUCCAGUAACAAACAGCUAACACUAAAGCUAAUCCCAGAAAGGGAACGUUGGUAUAUUCAGGGCGGGUCUGUCACUUGGAGGAUGGAACAAGUCUUGUUGUCAUGGCAGCCUGGGACAGAAACCACUGUGAAGUAUUGAUGGAGUGUACGAGGGAAGAUGAAGACAUUGUAUGAGCGCUUCUUUUUUUAAACAUGUUCCGUUUUGAUCUGGUUCAAUGUGACAUUCAGCUUAAUGAAAUUGAUUGAAAGGGAUUUUCAAGACAUGUUAAAAAGAUACCACUGCAAAAAAGGAAAUAAAUAUUUCAUCCUGAUCAUGUAAAUGCCCCAGUUUGCUCUGUGUUGCCCCCAGUGUAUACCAUGCAAUAGUUCGAGGAAUUCUGCUGCUUGGCACUGGAUGUGUCAUUUGUGUCACCAUAUCAUUUAAAAACAUAACCAUCCACGACACGAAAUGCGAAAAGUUUAACAUUCACGUACAUUGUCUAACUUGGGUGGCAUUCAAUGCACUGACUCCAGUGGCGAUAAUCCAUUUUGUUUUGUCUCAGAUGAGUAAUAUUUGUCUUCAUCAACUUGUCUUCUUUUCUGUAAAUAAUAAAUGUGAUUUGCCAAA